This is a messenger RNA of Bombyx mandarina (wild silkworm), 450 nucleotides long. RefSeq lists its product as uncharacterized. NCBI's taxonomy places the organism in Eukaryota, Metazoa, Arthropoda, Insecta, Lepidoptera, Bombycidae. The record is from RefSeq and is a predicted model, not a curated record.
AUGGCCCUGAAGACUGGAUUAAUGGAGAUCACAUCUAAUAUCUACAAGACCAAAAUGAUUGGCGCGUUCAAACAGACUGAAGACAUUUCAUCACGAAAUUUUUUUAAGGAUAUAAAUAUUGAACAGCAUCAAAACUAUCUUCUAAAAGAAGAAACUGAGAAAUCUAACGAAACCUUUAUCGAAACCAGCCCAACGUGUGAUUUAAAUUGUAUUUAUUACAGUUUCAUAAAAGAAAAAUUCAGAAUUGCGUUCAAUGGAAUUCUGCUUUCGUACUUCAGUAAAAGACCUAAUGAUGGAAACAGAGGUAAUGAAAGCGUAGAUGUUACAGCAGAGAAAGAUAAUGCUUUGAAUAAAUAUAAAACGCGCUUAGAGGCAAUCAAAAAGAUUUUGAGAGAGAAAAGGGCUAAAAUGAAAACCCUCGAAUCGGAAGGCAAACCUAAUAAGUCUUGA